AUGGCUUCGGAUGCCAGUCGACCACCCUCGAGUUUGAGGAUCCUCUCACUCAAUUGCUGGGGCCUCAAGUUCAUCUCCAAGCUCCGCAAUGAGCGAUUGACAGAAAUCGGCGUCCAGAUCGCGGCGGCAACUCCCCAACCAGAUAUUGUCGGUCUUCAGGAGUGUUGGACACAGCAGGACUACCAUGCCAUACGCGAGAAGACACAGCAUAUACUUCCGUAUGGGAAAUUCUACCACAGCGGUAUCUUCGGUGGCGGAUUAGCGAUCUUGUCAAGAUGGCCGAUUGAAGAGAGCAACAUGGUGCGGUAUCCGCUGAAUGGACGGCCUGCUGCGUUCUACCGCGGAGACUGGUUUGUGGGCAAGGGCGUUGCAUGUGCGCGGAUACGCAUGGGACCUUCGCAAAGAGAUGUUGCAGAGGUGUUUUGCACACAUCUCCACGCUCCAUACGAAAGCGAACCGCACGACUCGUACCUUUGCCACCGCACCGCGCAAGCAUGGGAAAUAACAAAACUUAUGCGUGCAGCUGCCGAGCGUGGUCACCUGGUCAUCGGGCUCGGCGAUUUCAACAUGAUACCACUAUCCCUCGCGCAUCGUAUCAUAGAAACGCAUUCACCAGUCCGAGAUGUAUGGCGCAUACUACAUCCCGAGUCCUCGAUCGGUGCAGCAAAAGACAAGGUCGAACAGGUUCGAGGCUUGCCAAUGCCCACAGCACACUUCAACAUGACGAAAAACGGUGCCACUUGCGACAGUGAAUUGAAUUCCUGGCGGUGGAACGAAGCACACAAGAAGCGCCUCGCAAAAGGUGAGAACGUGCAGAUAGAUCCUGCCGUACCGGAUCCGUACGCGAAGCGACUUGACUAUGUCUUCUUUAGUAGCGUUAGAUCUCAUCAUGCGGAGACAGGGGAGGAGACGGCCGAGUGGGAGCUCAAGGAGGCUAAUGUUGGUAUGGCGAUGCGACAUCCCACGCUGCACUGCUCGCUCAGCGAUCACUUCUCGGUCGAAGCAACGCUGACGAGGACCCCUACUACACCAUCCGCUACCCAACUCAGCCCCUUGGCGCUGCCAGAGCGCUAUCUACCCAUCGAGAUCUACGACGAGAUUCUUGCAAAUACAAACAAGUACGAAGUCCGCGAACGGGUGCAGCGCAAGCUGCGCAUAGGGCAUUUCUUCUUCCAGCUCUCUCUCUGGACAGGAUGCCUGAUCGGCGUUUGGUGGUCGCCGCACAAUUAUGUGUCCUUCAUUCUAAUGCUGCUAAGUUCACUCGGCCUGAGCGUCGGAGUCAUUGAUGGGCUCAUGGGGCUCUUGUUCAUUGGUAGCGAGAUCAGAGCACUCAAAGAAUUCGAAUGGGAGGUUCGAAACACGAGGGAGCGAGCCCUGGCGAAAGGAGGCAAGUCGAGCGCUGAAAGCCAUCGCCGACUUGGCCAAUCUCGCACACAAUCCAACCAAACAUUCCUUUGUCGUUCGCGACUCGGCAGUUCGCGUUCGUCAAGAAUGAGCGACUCCCAGCCCCAGCCGACGGGCGGCGGCCAACAGCAGCAGCAACUGCUACGCGCCGAUGACAUCCUCAAGCUGCAGUCGCUCCCCGAUGAUGAGAAGCAAAAGUACCGCUUGAUCAUGCAGAACUUCUGGAAUAUGAUCCAGCAGCAUCCGCAAGGCAGCCCCGAGCACACCACGGCCCGCCAGAAACUAUCAGAAUGGUCGCAGAAAUUCAUUGCGCGCGAGCGUACCCAUCGCGGGAAGAUGAAGGCACAACAGCAGCAACAGCAAGCAAAUCAGGGUCAAUCUAGCCAGGGCAGCCAGGCUGGGCAACAGAUUCAGAAUCCAGUCAAGCAGGAGGCGCCGCAAGUUCUCAAUAGAGGCGCAGAAAAUGUCGCUGCGCCUGUGUCUCAGGGACAACCUCCAUCAAAUCCAGGUCAACCCCGACCGCAGAACCCGGUCGAUCCUGCAAUUCUCAAACACGUCCACGAGUUUCCCAUCCAGCUACCGCCAACUGCACCUCCCCCGGGGACACCAGAGUACGAUGUGAAGCUCAAGGAAUAUAGGAACGGCUAUCUUAAUAUGCUGGCUAAGCAGGCCUCCUAUUCUGAGAGCAGGAGGAAAAUCACCAACCAGAUACAGGAGCGACAGAAUGCCGGACAAGAAGUACCUCAGGAGUUUCUUACCAUGAGGGCCCGGGUCGAGAAGGAGCAUGCUCAAAUGAAGGACCAACUGGACAAAUUCAGAAGGCUGCAAAAGCAGUGGAAGGAUGAACGGGAGCAGAAGCAAUCGCAACAGCAACCGCAAGGGCAACAAGCCGCUCAGCAACCCCCCGCACAGCAGCCCUCCACAGCAUCGCCUCAGCAACAACAAAUACAACAACCCCCUCAGCGUCGGCCUUCACAGCCCAAUAUGCCUAUGCAACCUCCGAUUAAAGAGGAGCCCCAGAUCAAGGUGGAGGGGGGGCAAGUGCCGCAGCCACAGCCGGCACCGCAAUACAACAUGCAAGGAAACCAACAGCCACCGCUGCAGCAACAAAAUUCUCAAAUGCCACCUUCACUUUCACAACAGCAGUUGCAACAGCAACAGCAACAGCAACAGCAACAGCAACAGCAGCAGCAGGCCCGCCCGCCUCCCGCGCCUCAUUCACAAUCCAUGCCCCCCAACAACCCAGGUCUACAAUUCGCUCAGCCUGGCCAACAGCAGCAGCAGAACUUCCAGCAGCAACAACAGCGACCGCAAAUCAACCCAAUGCAAGCGAAUGCAAUGCAGCACCAGCAGAACAAUUCGCCACAUCCGCAAUCGGCAACAUCAAAUGCGCCCAACGGCCCUCCAGUCCCACUCUCUCACCAAGCCGCAGUCAGCGCUGCGAAUCGCUCCUACACCGAUCCUCAGCGCACAAACACGCCCAUGCAGCCAGGCGGUCAAGGCAAUUUUGGCAGUCGCGAGCGUGAGCAACUUAAUAAUCCCAAGAUGCCAAUCCCGCGACACCUCAACGUCACGACCCCAUCCGCCGUCCACAUGGGCCAAUCUCGCCCGACCAUGCAAGGCCCUACCAAUGGUGCGCCAGGCCCGAUGGGUCAACCUGUUAUCCCGCGGCCUCCACCUUUCCAGCUUGAGGGUGAAGGCGAUCGUGUGCUCAGCAAGCGCAAGCUUGAUGAGCUUGUCAGACAGGUUACAGGUGGCUCGGAGGAGGCGCUGACACCGGAGGUUGAAGAGUCCGUCCUCCAACUCGCAGACGACUUCGUCGACAACGUCAUUAGCAGCGCCUGCAAGCUCUCCAAGCUGCGCGAAUCACCUCAACUCGAUAUCCGCGACAUCCAAGUCAUCCUCGAGCGCAACUACAACAUCCGCAUCCCCGGUUACGCAUCCGACGAAGUGCGCACUGUGCGAAAGAUUGUGCCUGCUCCGGGCUGGGCGGCUAAGAUGAACGCUGUCAAUGCUGCCAAAGUCAUGGGUGGGAAGACGGACUUUUAA
Messenger RNA from Cucurbitaria berberidis CBS 394.84, 3453 nucleotides. RefSeq lists its product as uncharacterized. Bases 1 to 3453 code for a protein of 1150 amino acids. Gene Ontology annotation, biological process: DNA-templated transcription initiation. Gene Ontology annotation, molecular function: protein heterodimerization activity; sphingomyelin phosphodiesterase activity. Lineage: Eukaryota; Fungi; Ascomycota; Dothideomycetes; Pleosporales; Cucurbitariaceae. Gene Ontology annotation, cellular component: cytoplasm; transcription factor TFIID complex. The record is from RefSeq and is a predicted model, not a curated record. The transcript is spliced from 4 exons.